AUGCCCCCGCCUCCUUCCCCAAAUCCCCAAAUUUUUAACCCUAACCCACCCCUCUCUCUCUCUCUCUGUCUCCGCGAACUACUCCCGCCGUCGACCCAUCCGCCGCUGCCUCCGCCUCCUGUCAUCGCCGCUGCUUCUGCUUCCGCCUCCUGUCGUCGCCUCUGCUUCCUCCCCCGUUCGCCGCCGCUGCCUCCAGCUCGAUCGGGCUCCCCCUCCGCCUUCAUCGCUGCGAGAUCCGCCUCUGCCGCCUCAAAGUGGGUGCCACCAAGUCUAAGUGUCCCAAUACUAGAUUUGGUAGAUGUUGUUUUCCAGCUGCAAGACGGGGGUUGGAUCAGGCGGAAGGCUUUCUGGGUGGCCAAACAGGUAUUACAGUUGGGAAUGGGUGAUGCCUUCGAUGAUUGGUUGAUUGAGAAAAUCCAACUUUUACGUAGGGGAACAGUGGUUGCUUCAGGAAUCAGGCGGAUUGAGCAGAUACUUUGGCCUGAUGGAAUAUUCAUAACAAAACAUCCAAGGCGACAACGACCAACUGCCUCUGGAAACACACCUCUACGUUCAACUGAUGGCCAACCCCCCAUAUCUGUAUAUUCACCUAAGAAAAUUGAGGAUGUCCACCAAUGGGAAGAGCAACAACUAAAGGAAGCUGAGCGUCGUGCAAAAUUUGUAUAUGACCUAAUGAUUGAUAAUGCACCAGCUGCUAUUGUGAGUCUUUUUGGUCGAAAAGAGUAUGAACAAUGUGCUAAGGAUCUCUACUACUUUAUUCAGGUCCACUUGAGAGUUGGUACUUGGUAGGACUAAUCUCUUAUUCGGCUUGCUACCCUACAAUUUGGGUGGGGAAUUUUACGUAGAAUUAGUGGAUUGAGCAUGUUUAUUUUUUUCCAAUGGUCUGGGAGAUCUAAUCAAUUUUUUCCCCUUCAUGCGGUAAUGUGAGAUAGGCACUCUUUCCCAGGCUCGAAGAAUGUUCGUGAAGCAGUGAAACACUUUGGUAAGGCCCCUGGUGUGACACACAACCACACAAAGCCUUAUAUGCGAUCCAGGGGAAGAAUGCUUGUGAAGUAGUGAAAUUGAAUUUGUAAAAUGGGCUUUGAAGAAACUAUUCUUUUUAUUUGUUAAUUAUAUGUAUUCCAUUCAAAUGUUACUUGGUCUUGUAAGCUACCUGAAGAAUGGGUGUUUCUUAUUUAACUUUUCGAGAAAAUUGUUGUGCAC
Molecule: messenger RNA, 1203 nt
Organism: Diospyros lotus (date-plum)
Lineage: Eukaryota; Viridiplantae; Streptophyta; Magnoliopsida; Ericales; Ebenaceae
Exons: 6
Coding region: 1-789 (262 amino acids)
Source: RefSeq, a predicted model, not a curated record